This is a messenger RNA of Penicillium hordei, 405 nucleotides long. RefSeq lists its product as uncharacterized. The coding region runs from base 1 to 405 and encodes 134 amino acids. NCBI's taxonomy places the organism in Eukaryota, Fungi, Ascomycota, Eurotiomycetes, Eurotiales, Aspergillaceae. The transcript is spliced from 4 exons. The record is from RefSeq and is a predicted model, not a curated record.
AUGGGCCUCCUCUCUGUGGCCAAGGCCCUGCUGAAGUCUCCAUGGGCGCAUCCGGUUCAUGUUCAUCGACUCAAAGAUGUGUAUCCGGCUGUUGCGGCAAAAGUGGCUAUUGUGGGUUUGGACCUAGCUUCUGUGAUGAGAACAAUUGUGUAUCAGACUGUGAUGCUCAAGCAGAAUGUGGCCACGAGUUUUGCGGGGCGGGGUGCUCCAGUGGGUGCGAUCCUAUUGACCGACCGUAUGUACCUGUUAAUCCUCCAGCUUGAGACUCCUCCAGCUUACAAGAUGUUAGGUCUUGUUCUGGAGGAGCAACAAGUGAAGCGAUUUACGCAUCUUUAUUUUGCAUUUUCUGGUAUUGCCAGUGAUGACUCGAGUAUCGAACUAACCUAUCAGCAUGACAUCGACUAA